CAUCCGCCUGCAGUGGCAGCGCCGCGCCCGCUGCCCGAGCCCCGCCGGGAUGGGGAGCGAGGCCGCGGCUGCCCGCGGCUGCCGAGCUUGCCGCUGACGCCCCCAACCCCGCCGCCUCCUUCGCUCGGCUCCAGAGGCGCCCGACGUCCCACCAGCUCCGCGAGUGAGAGCCGCGACAGGCGACCGGAACCCCGAGGCCCCGAGCUCAGGACAGCCCCCGAGUCAUCUAGUUGUAACCGAGAAGCAUUCUGAAGUUCUUCACUGUAGCUGAAGAGCAAACUUGACCGAGUCCCAUUGUGGUGAAAUGACGGUGCCUUUUGUCAUGUCGGAAUAAAAGACUGAACUAUGAUAGCAACUGGUGGAGUGAUAACUGGCCUGGCCGCCUUGAAGAGGCAAGACUCUGCCAGAUCGCAGCAUCAUGUCAACCUCAGCCCGUCGCCUGCUGCCCAGGAGAAGAAACCGGUCAGGCGUCGACCCCGGGCCGAUGUCGUGGUUGUUCGCGGCAAAAUCCGGCUUUAUUCCCCGUCUGGUUUCUUCCUCAUUUUAGGAGUCCUUAUCUCCAUUGUAGGAAUCGCAAUGGCAGUCCUUGGAUAUUGGCCUCAAAAAGAACGUUUUAUCGAUGCUGAGACGACAUUGUCAACAAACGAAACUCAGGUCAUCCGGAGCCAAGGUGGUGUGGUGGUUCGCUUCUUUGAGCAGCAUUUGCAUUCUGAUAACAUGAAAAUGCUUGGCCCUUUCACAAUGGGGAUUGGCAUUUUCAUUUUCAUUUGUGCUAAUGCCAUUCUUCACGAGAACCGGGACAAAGAAACAAAAGUCAUACAUAUGAGGGAUAUCUAUUCCACAGUCAUUGACAUCCACACGCUAAGAAUCAAGGAGCAAAGGCAUAUGAAUGGAAUCUACCCUGGUUUAAUGGGGGAAAUGGAAGUGAAACAGAAUGGGAACUCCUGUGCCUCGAGACUGGCAGCAAAUACCAUUGCUUCUUUUUCAGGUUUUAGGAGCAGUUUUCGGAUGGACAGCUCUGUUGAGGAGGACGAGCUGGUGAGAAAUGAAAGUAAGGGUUUUGGACAUCUUAUGCCACCUUUGUUCUCUGACAGCUCUAACUCUGUUUGUGGCCUCUAUCCACCUCCUUCCCAGACAACUGAUUAUAAGACCAGUGGCCCUAAGAAAUGUGAAACCAAGUCAAUUGUGUCAUCGUCCAUCAGUACUUUUACAUUGCCUGUGAUCAAACUUAAUAACUGUGUUAUUGAUGAGCCCAGUAUAGACAACAUCACUGAGGAUGCUGAUAACCUCAAGAGUAGGUCGAGGAAUUUGUCAAUGGACUCCCUUAUGGUCCCUUUGCCUAAUAGCAGUCAGUCCUUCCAGCCAGUCAGUAUGAUGCUCCCAAGGAAUAAUUCCAUUGGGGAGUCACUGUCAAGUCAGUACAAGUCCUCUGUGGCCCUUGGACCUGGGGCUGGACAGCUCUUGUCUCCUGGGGAUGCUAGAAGACAGUUUGGGUCCAACACAUCCUUGCAUUUGCUCUCGUCACACUCGAAAUCCUUAGACUUAGACCGGGGUCACUCCACCUUAACCGUUCAGGCAGAACAACGGAAACAUCCAAGUUGGCCUCGGUUGGAUCGAAGCAACAGCAAAGGAUACAUGAAACUAGAGAACAAAGAGGACCCGAUGGAGAGGCUGCUUGUACCCCAAGUUGCAAUCAAGAAAGACUUUACCAACAAGGAGAAGCUUCUUAUGAUUUCAAGAUCUCACAAUAAUUUGAGUUUUGAACAUGAUGAGUUUUUGAGUAACAACUUGAAACGGGGAACUUCUGAAACAAGGUUUUAAUGUUGAAAAAAUAUCUUAUCUUACAAGGCUAUAUAUUCUAAACCUAUUUUCACCAGUGUUCCCUUGUUAAAGCCUUGGUUAUAAGCCUUUUUAAUCAAGUGGUUUGUAGUGUAUUAGACCUGGCUGCUUAAUUCUGUAAUGGAGAUGGUUAUAUGUUUGGAUUACUUAGGAUUGCAGUACUCUAUAUUACUACAUAUGAAUUUAUUUUUUUCUGUUCCCUUGAAAGCAUGGGCUCUUUCAUUAAUAUGAAUACAAAAUACUUCCAUCCAAAUUAAAGUUCCUAUUCUUUACUUUAAAGUUCUUUCACUGAUGGUCAUAUUCAUAGAGCAAAGUGUCCAGUUUAGAAAAGGCAGAGUACCAAACUGUAGACUAGAAGUGCCAAAUUCAAUGCAAAUCUUAGGUGUCGUUUUCUGAAAAAUUGCUUUUACAUAGGAUUGGUUAAAUUAUUUAAAAGGAAAAAGAUCUAGCUUCUGUGCAAGCUAAAUAAUGUGAAUUGGUUAAAUUGGCUUAGUUCUGAGUAGCUAAUUGACAAGAAUUGGUUGAGUUCGGUUGUGACUAGUACCCUGAGCUCUAGGUAGGUAGUAUUUUUUUCAACAUCAGUUCUAUUUUAGUGAUAUUUUAUUAAGAAACCAUGUAUUCAAGAGCCAUGGCUGAGAAUGCCAGAUAUUCUUAAGGGUAAAUAUCAAAAUGCUCAGCUAUAACUUUAGGUAUUCAGAAUCAAAAUUUCUUUGCAACUGACUUGAAAAAUGAAUGAACCAAUUUAGUGUUUAGAAGUGCUAUCUUGAAAUAAUUACAUAUAUGAAGAAAAGAUUGACUAAUGAAUGAAAAUACAUGCUACUUAAUGCUAACUAGUCUCAGUACCUUUUCCUAGCUGUCUCUCUUAUCAUCUAAUAUCCACUCACUCCCACAUCCUUGUUUUCCCCCAAUAUUUUUUAGAUACUGUUAUUUGGAAGAUAAUCAGCUAACCUUGACAUUUCUUUUAUCUUUGCAUAUCACUAAGUUGGUGGUUGAAGAAAAUUUAGUCCUUGAUACAUUGCCUUGAAAUUUACCUUAUGCUAG
Kogia breviceps (pygmy sperm whale) is the source of this 2880-nucleotide messenger RNA. RefSeq names its product transmembrane protein 200A (gene TMEM200A). Lineage: Eukaryota; Metazoa; Chordata; Mammalia; Artiodactyla; Physeteridae. The record is from RefSeq and is a predicted model, not a curated record.